AUGUACUUUGGUAAGUAUUUCAAUCAAUUUCCCCCAAAUACAUUAUCCCCAUUCAAAUUGUUUAAAUUGUUUCGCCGGACGAAGACCUCCAGUAAGGCAGCUCUGAUCGGCGCGGCCAUCGACACCUCCGACUGGAAAAAUUCGACACCUCCGAUGGCGGCGGCGAUGAUGUACAGAUUUAAAGAUCUUUUAUCCCUGGGGAAGUUGAUAAUUAUUGUUUGCAUUCGAAGUUCAGUAAUGAAAGUAUGCAACCUGAAGCUUGAUAUUCAAAUGAGUGUAACGGACGUUGCUCAAUUUAUAGAUUAGAAAUCACUUAGUGAAAUGGGCUCUCCUGUCCUGUCUAAACAUGUAGCCGCUGUCAUAAGGAACCAAAAGGACCCCUUAAGGGCUCUGGAGAUGUUCAACUCCAUUAAAAAGGAAGAUGGCUACCGACACACUUUACAAACUUACAAAUCCAUGGUUGAAAAGCUCAGCAAUUCUGGUGAAUUUGAGGCUAUGGAGAAUCUCAUGGUGGAGAUGAGGGAAAACCUGGAUAACAGCGUGCUUGAAGGUGUCUACAUUAGUGUCAUGAGAAAUUACGGCAAGAAUAGGAAAAUUCAAAAAGCUGUCGACAUAUUUGAGAGGAUGGAUUUCUACAAUUGCGAGCCCACUGUUUAUUCUUAUAAUGUCAUUAUGAACAUUUUGGUGGAGAAUGGAUAUUUUAAGCAGGCUCACAAAGUUUAUAUGAGACUGAAAGAUAAAAAUAUUGCACCAGAUGUGUAUACAUACACAAUUAGGAUUAAAUCGUUUUGUAGAACAAAUAGGCCUCAUGCUGCUCUGAGGCUUCUGAAUAACAUGCCAGCUCAGGGCUGUGAAUUUAACUCCGUGGCUUACUGUACAGUGAUUGGUGGAUUUUAUGAGGGAGAUUAUAGGGUAGAAGCAUAUGAGUUGUUUGGCCAGAUGCUUGGACUUGGCAUUGUCCCUAAUGUUGCCACAUUCAAUAAGCUGAUACACCCUCUGUGUAAGAGGGGUGAGAUAAGAGAGAGUGAAAUACUAUUGAAUAAGAUUCUCAAGAGGGGUGUGUUACCUAAUUUAUUCACAUUUAACAUUUUCAUUCAAGGCCUUUGCAAGAAAGGCCUGCUCGAUCAUGCUGGCCGGAUGUUGGACAGUGUUACUAAAGAUGGUCUUUGCCCCGAUGUCGUGACGUAUAAUACGCUUAUACGUGGUUUUUGUAAGAACUCGAAAGUGGCCGAGGCCGAGAAUUGCAUGAAUAAAAUGGUUAAUAGUGGUUUUGAGCCUGAUGCUUUCACCUACAACACAAUAAUUGAUGGGUACUGCAAACUCAAUCUGGUGCAAAAGGCGAACAAGAUUCUUCUUGAUGCUGUACAUAGAGGGUUUGUGCCGGACGAGUUUACGUACAGCUCCUUAUUGUAUGGCUUGUGUGAGAAUGGUGAUAUUGACCGGGCCAUAAGUAUAUUCGAUGAAGCUAAUAGGAAAGGCGUGAAACCUAGUGUUGUUUUGUACAACGGUUUGAUUAAAGGACUCUGCCGGCAGGGGCUCGUAUUGGAAGCCCUUGAAGUGAUGAAUGGGAUGGGGCAAAAUGGUUGCUCUCCCAAUAUUUGGACUUAUAAUUUGAUAAUAAAUGGCAUGUGUAAGCUGGGUUGUUUAAAUGAUGCGAGUAUGCUUAUGAAUGGUGCAUUGGACAAAGGGUUCCUUCCUGACAUAUUCACAUUUAAUACUUUGAUUGAUGGCUACUGCAAAAAGUUGAAGAUUGGUGAGGCACUUGAAAUUGUCGACGUCAUGUGGGAGCAUAAUAUUACUCCGGAUAUAAUCACAUAUAACACUAUAUUGGAUGGGUUAUGCAAGACUUCACAUGCGGAUGACGUAUUUGAAACCUUUAAAUCAAUGAUGAAAAAGGGUUGUGUGCCUAAUGUGAUAACUUAUAAUAUAUUGAUUGAGAGCUUUUGCAAAGCUCGUAAAGUCACGAGAGCUUUGGAAUUUCUCAAUGAGAUUCAGGAAAGUGGAUUGUGUCCAGAUAUAGUAACUUUUUGCACUUUGAUUAAUGGAUUUUGUGAGAACAGGAAUAUGGAAGAAGCGUACUCGUUGUUCCGUAAAAUGGAAAAGCACUAUAAAUUCCCGCCUACACUGGCGACUUAUAAUAUCCUGAUCAAUGCAUUUUCGGAGAUGGCAAACAUGGAUAUGACAGUAAAGCUGUUUCGUGAAAUGAGUGAAAGCGGGUGCCCACCGGAUAACUACACUUACCGUUGUAUGAUAGAUGGGUUUUGCAAGUCUGGAAACACUGACUACGGACACCGAUUUCUUCUUGACUGCAUAUCUGAAGGGUUUGUGCCGUCCCUAACGACAUUUGGGCGAGUUUUGAAUUGCCUGUGUGUAAAGCACAGACUUCGUGAGGCAGUUGAAAUUGUGUACCAUAUGGUGCACAAGGGAAUUGUACCUGAUGUUGUGAACACGAUCUUUGAAGCAGAUAAGAAAGAAAUUGCGGCCCCCAAGAUAGUUGUGGAGGACUUGUUGAAGAAAUCACAUAUAACUUACUAUGCUUAUGAGAUUUUAUAUGAUGCCAUUAGAGACAAGAAGCUGGUGAAGAAAAUGCGAGGAUAUAAAAUGUUUCGAGGUUCUAGAAAUGAGCAUUCUUAACUGUAUACUCAGUUAGGAACUUUGAAAACCAAGUGUGAGGAUAGCUGUAGUAUUGUGGAGAUUGAGCUGGGACUUAUGGAUUCUAUCAUGGCGAAGAAACUUAUCAGCUAAUCCGUCGUCUCCAGCUGUUGUCAACAGAUGAAAUUACAAGUCUGAAGCUGAGAUCUAUUUCGUAGCCCUGAGGACAUUGGUUUUGCAUUGGUUUUGUGGGGAAGGAACCGAAACUAGGAGAGACUCCUCAUUGUGAGGAUAUUGAAGUGAUCAAACAGAAAAAACUCUUUACAUCGUGUCAAAUAGCAGUGAUGGAUAAAUAGAACCCUCAAAUAAUUGACCUAGCUUCUGUUAGAAUGCCCAGGAAAAGACUGGAGAAACUACUUUCUGAUGUCAUCUCCACUGUCCCCACAGAGAGAUUCUGGUCUCGUUUGUGGAAUGGUAAAUGAAAAUGCUCUUGGAGAAACUCUUCACUUCACGAUUCAGAUGGAGUCGGAAUCUUCUCCUUACUCCACAAAGUCAAUCCCAGAUGUAUGGAAAACACACUCACAGACAAGUACUGAGGCAAACAUUCAAGCUGAAGCACGCACAAAGUUCUGUGUAGGCGGUGUUACAGCUUGGCCAUAAGAGCACGCACAAAGUUCUGUGUACUGCGGGAAUAGAUGGUGCAGCUGCUCUCUCUCUCUCUCUCUCUCU
Messenger RNA from Striga asiatica, 3321 nucleotides. Lineage: Eukaryota; Viridiplantae; Streptophyta; Magnoliopsida; Lamiales; Orobanchaceae. The record is from the annotation of a GenBank genome assembly.